Messenger RNA from Nicotiana tabacum (common tobacco), 1961 nucleotides. Its product is annotated as RING-H2 finger protein ATL65-like. Gene Ontology annotation, molecular function: transferase activity. The record is from RefSeq and is a predicted model, not a curated record. NCBI's taxonomy places the organism in Eukaryota, Viridiplantae, Streptophyta, Magnoliopsida, Solanales, Solanaceae. Gene Ontology annotation, biological process: protein ubiquitination.
UCUUAAUCUGCGAUUGUGAUGCUGCUGCUCACUUCAAAAACUCUUAUAUUUUCUCGUCCAUCAAAUACAUUCAGUUCGUUGACCGUCAACAGCCAAUAAGAUAUCACCACAUCAGCAAUAGAAACGAGAAAGUCAAGUACACUCCAGUGGGACAAUCCCGCGCAUUAAAUUCAGUAAUGGUGACGUGUCCUUCCUAUACAAACUUCGUCAACAAAUUGUAAGUUUGCAACAGUGACGUGAAAGCACCACAAAUCACUCACACUCUUCUCUCAAAACCCACAACACAAAAAACGCACUAACAUUUACUUGCAUAUUACACACACAUUCCCCCCAUUAACCAAACCCCCUCAAUAAAGGAGCACAUAAAAUAAAAGCACCAAUUCCAUUUCAGUUAAUUGCCCUGCAGCUCAUCAUGCUCCACCAUAAAGCUCCUGCUCCGUCACCGUCACUGUCACCGGCGCCGCCGGCGGUUCACCAUAACAAUACUCAGAAAGCUCCAUCACCUUCAACGCGGCCACUUUAUCGUUCGUCGACAUUGCCAACUUCAUCAACGUCAGCGUCGACGUCAGACUUAUCAACUACUCCACCGCCGUCUAAGCAACCGGUUGAUUUCAGUCCACCUUUGAUUGCCAUGGUCGUUAUUAUCGCUACUGCUUUCGUCAUCAUUACCUACUCGCGGCUCCUGUCGCGCCAUCUGCUCCGUCUACAUGGCCGUUAUAGACUGUGGCGUCGCCGUCGCCGACGUUACGUUGCGUCAUCUGCCGGCGAUAUCGAGUCGCCUCCUUAUCCGUUUGAUCCUACUGAUGCUUUCCACGUGCUCUCUCCUUAUGGACUGGACGAUUCAGUUAUCAAAACAAUUCCUCUUUCAGUCCACACUCGAAAAAGCAGCGUUCACGAUUGUGCGGUGUGCUUACUGGAAUUCGAAGAGAAUGACUAUGUACGCACGCUUCCAGUAUGUUCACACGCGUUUCACGUGGACUGUAUUGAUAUAUGGCUCAAAUCACACGCGAAUUGCCCGUUGUGUCGUGCCGGAAUAUUCCGUCCAGAGUCACCGUUCACUCCCUUAAUGGCUGCAAGGAUACGCCCGAGCUUGGAUGACAUGCUGGUGGAGAACACAAUUCUAGAGCCUUUAGCUGAAAUUCAGCCAGAAUCGGAUACAACAACGCUCUCAGAGAUCACACAAGAACCGUCACCAAGGAGAAACAUGAUCCAAUCAGAGGAUAUUAGAUUCAGCGGACGUGAUAUAUUGCUAAAACGAUCCUAUUCCUUCGGAUUUGAGAGGAAUUUAGGAUCCGAGAGACUAAUACUUGAAGCAACAACAGCUUCGCCAUGGCGGUACCGCAGAGCAAUAGGAUCAGGAAGCUUCUGGAGCAAAAGACCUUCACCGUUCAGCUCGUUAACAAAACCACGAGUAUUCUCGUUCCGAUAUUACAGAGGAAUGAAAUCGCCGUUCUUCCGGCGGACCAGAGGUGGAUUCUUCCCGUUAUCGGAGUCAAGCGCGAGAUAUAGUACUGGCGGAGGUUCUUCGAGAAGAAGCAAAUCAUUCGCGAGUCCGAUGUUUAUGAGAACAUCGGCGACGGGAGGAGUAUUCUCGUCGAGCCGGCUAAGGAGCGGUGAUCCAGAAGCCUUACUGUCACCGGACAGGUAUAACAGACGGUGAAGAUGAAAUCAGAUCACAUGGAGAGGAAUUAAUGAACUUCGGGAAAACGACAACCGUCCGAUCGAUCGUAGUUAUGGGGGGACGGUGAUCGAGGUCGUGGGGGGUGGGGGAAUGGGGUCAGGCGACAUUAAUUUACAUUGGGAAGAAGGAGGGAAAUUAAUGCGGUGCCUGCUACUAUGUUUAUUGGGCCUGUGGAGGUCAUUUAAUACAGAGAGAGAGAGGGGGCGAGUAACUGUGUUGAAAUGCUGAGAAGAAAAAGUUAUGUCUGCAUUUAAUGGGAAAAUUACACUAUUUUUUAAGA